Messenger RNA from Cladophialophora bantiana CBS 173.52, 852 nucleotides. RefSeq lists its product as uncharacterized. Gene Ontology annotation, molecular function: carbohydrate:proton symporter activity. The record is from RefSeq and is a predicted model, not a curated record. Gene Ontology annotation, cellular component: membrane. Lineage: Eukaryota; Fungi; Ascomycota; Eurotiomycetes; Chaetothyriales; Herpotrichiellaceae. The transcript is spliced from 5 exons. Gene Ontology annotation, biological process: transmembrane transport; carbohydrate transport. Bases 1 to 852 code for a protein of 283 amino acids.
AUGCCAACAGACCCAGAAGACAAGGGAGCACGUGCAGAAUAUACACAAAUUGUACUACAGGUCGAACAUGACAAGGAAGAACAGGCCGGCUUCGUUCAGAUCUUCAGAAAGCCAACAUUGAGGCGCGGAGCGAUUCUGGUCAUCUUUCUUCUCUUUGCAUCACCAUCGACAGGAAUCGUUGGCAUUUCGAAUUAUCUUCCAGUCAUUUUCCCAGGUCUCUGCUUGACUGGUGUCAUGCCACUGGUCAUGUAUGGAGUCUGGUGUACGAUUGGGACGUUGGUAACGCUCUUGACCAUUUUCAUCGUCGACAGGGUCGGUAGACGAACACUGUUGCUCACUGCGUAUCCGUUGUUAGCGCUGGUACACCUUGCCGAGUCCCUUCUGCAGAACGCGUACAUUGACACGGAAAACCGCGGUGGCCUUGGGGCUCGCCUCUUGUUCCUUUUGAUCUAUAUCAUCACGUUUCAAUUCAUUUAUUCUCCAGCAUUAUUUGGGUUGCUGAGGUUUGGCCAAAAACGUACCGCGAAGGGUAUCAGUCCCGAUUUUUACUCAUUUUUCAUCGGCUCUCUCACAUAUACAACUCCGAGUGGGGUUGCAUUCAAGGGAUCUAACAUGUCCUGGACGGGAAUAUCGAUUAUGGAUUUACCAGACGCACUCCCUUCGGCUCCAACCCUAAGAGGUGAGGGAACUCAACCGCCUCCCUUCCUAGAUAUAGGUGUGAACCGCGGUACCUGUGGGCCUUCAAUCCACCAUCGUAGCGAAGGGAACUCACCACAAGCAGCGCUUGGAAUAUUUGUCCCCUUGGAAUUUGGGACGUCUUACGCACUCCCUACCGUCCGAUUUACUCCUUAG